AUGGUUGCAAAACGACAGGCGCCUGAAAUACCUUCAGGUAUGCCUCAAGCUACUCUGGACCCGGCGGCACCCGUCGCAGUGACUCCAGUUACAACUGCUGUUCCAGCUGCCCCAGGGCCAGCUGAUGGUAACCAGGCUUCUCCGACUAUGAGUUCGUGGGUUAUACAACCAAAACCUUCUCCUAUCACCUCAUGGGACGCUGGAGCUGGACAGCCUGGCGUUGUAUCCACGAUCUCACCUCCAUUGAUAACCAAGUCCCCCAAAGCAACGACGAGAAAGACCUCCUCCACGGCCUACAGCGAGCCUACAACAAGCACCCAACCUAACCAGCUUCAUAACUCCGGCAAUAUCUCUAGUAGUGGCUACAGCAGUGGGAUACUGGCUGGUGCAAUUGUCGCCUCUGUGAUCGGCAGUGCCUUUCUGGCUCUUCUGGCUGCUUACUUCUUUUUUGGCCGACGACGAUCGAAGAAAGGAAACUCUCAGGAAGACAGUCAUACAAGGGAGGCACUGAGAGAUAAGAAUUACGAUUCGGAAACUCCUAGUUCCCGGGGCCACCUAAGUGGCACGCGUCCAUACUCGGGUAUACCUGAUAAUCCGACCAUAAUCCUACCACAUGCUUUACAUGCGGAGCGAGGAAGCCUGGGAGACUACAUUCCCACUCCGGCUGAUGAUAAGACAGUCCAAAGCCGUGUCUUGACCGUCUUUGACCAUCUGGCUCUCCAUGUGGAAAAUUAUUAUUCUUGCAGCUCGCCUCUGAAUCUCGAUUCUUCCGAAUCAACUCAAGAUGUAGCCAUGAUCAACAGCUACAAUUCUACCUUCCUCCCGGCGCCAGUGGCUUCGUUGCUAUUACAAUCUAACGAUCGAGAACCGAUUAUAAAGCACUGCCUCCUCCAGUCUAUCAUUCCGCUUAUUUUCUACGCUAUUUCAUCUCCAUUCCGGUCCGAAGGAAACUCAUUCCUUCCACCUAUAUACGCCGUAUCUAGAUAUUUCCGAGAUAUACAGUUACACCAAGAUCAAGUAGCAAGCCAAGUCCAGUUUCAUUGGCGAAUGUUAACCGCGCAUGGCUAUCGAGGAAUACCAACGACACAAAAGCAAGCUUACAUCUCCGCACGGGGCAAAGAUAUCUCUAGAGCAGUCGAGACCUUCACCACCGCGUUCCGAUCCUAUGCUAGCCCUCACCACCCAGAGUCAGAGCGUAUUCGCCAUCUAACUAAGGUGAUGGAGGAUGCGGCAGAGUUAGGUAUUUGGCUCUUUGAACAGCCAUGUGGGUAUGAGUUCAUCUGGGAUGAUGUACCUGCCGGGAAAGUGGUUGUAUCGCCUGCGAUGGUGAAAGUAUUUGAUGAGCAAGGGAGACAGCUAAAAGUCACGAAGACUAUUAUCAAAGCUGAUGUUGCCCGUUAUAUGUAA
Molecule: messenger RNA, 1407 nt
Organism: Microsporum canis CBS 113480
Lineage: Eukaryota; Fungi; Ascomycota; Eurotiomycetes; Onygenales; Arthrodermataceae
Exons: 2
Coding region: 1-1407 (468 amino acids)
Source: RefSeq, a predicted model, not a curated record